AUGUUCUCUUCCGAGCCCCCUUUUAAGGCCAUGGCCACCGAGUUCGCCAAACCGGCACCCAAGGGCACUCCCAUCUCCGUUUCCAUUCCAGGAUCUGAGCAACCAGGUCGCACAGCGGUAUAUAGACACUGGAAGAUUGGAAAUGGAGAGUUGAUGAAGACUUUGGACCCUCAGGUCCGUACUGCCCAUGAUAUGUUUGAAACAACCGGUUGGCGCCCAUGGGAUGCUGCUAAACAAAACUUUGGCCCUUAUGUUUGGAUGGAUUACGGAACGGUCCGGGCGCGACGUGCAGCGAUUGGUGUCGGCCUGGUUGAAUUGCACCGUCAGCUUGGAAUCCAGGACCGGACAUUUGGUGUUGGACUUUGGUGUCAAAAUAGGCCUGAAUGGCAGCUGACUGGCCCUGAGGCUACUGAAUUCAUUGUAAAGAAUGCCGAAUUAGCGUGUGUUGCCGCUUCGCUUCCGCACCUUCCCACGUUGCUUAAGCUGAAACCUCAGCUUCCGUGCUUGAAGAUAAUCGUUUGCCUCGAUCCUUUGGAUUCGAGCGACCAAGCAGGCUAUUCCAAGCGCGACAUCCUCGCGCCUAUUGCCGCUGAUGUGGGCGUGUCCAUCUAUACUCUAGCCGAAGUUGAAAAGCUCGGCGCUUCACUCAACCGCCCAUACAACCCACCCAAGCCUGAUGAUAUCAUCACAAUAAACUACACCUCCGGCACCACAGGUAUGCCGAAAGGCGUUGUCCUGACCCAUGGAAAUGCUGUUUCCGCCGCAGCCUCUUCAUUGGCAACAAUUACUCAGUCCUCCACGGAUGUUUCCUGCUCAUAUCUUCCCCUGGCUCACAUCUACGGGAGGAUGAUUGAGCAAACAUUACUCUGGGCUGGUGGUAGGAUCGGCUACUUCCACGGCAACAUUCUGGAGCUUGUCGACGACUUUAAGUUAUUGAGACCGACAGUUCUUGCAUCCGUUCCACGUUUAUAUAGCCGUUUCGGUGGUGCUAUUCGUGCAGCUACCGUUGAACAGCCCGGAUUCAAAGGCGCCUUGUCAAGGCAUGUUGUUGCUACGAAAACGGCGAAUUUGGUGCAUGCGAAACCAGAAAAUGCCACUGUGAAUCACUUCCUAUACGACCGUAUCUGGAGCAAGAAAGUCGCAGCCGGACUUGGUUUUGACCGGAUGAGAUACAUGGUAUCAGGCUCUGCGCCUCUCGAUAAAUCUCUUCACCAAUUUUUACGCUUGGCAUUUGCUACAACCAUUGUUCAAGGCUAUGGGUUGACAGAAAGUUUCGCAGUGGCUUUGUGCCAGCCAGGUCACGAUUUGACCGCAGGUCAUUGUGGAGGGAUCACCCCUGCAGUGGAAGCAUGCUUGGUGUCACUGCCUGACAUGGAUUAUUCUGUUGACGACAAGCCAUACCCACGAGGCGAACUACUGCUCCGUGGCAACUCUAUUUUCAGGGAAUACUACAAGAAUCCUGAGGAAACCGCAAAGGCGAUGACGGAAGACGGAUGGUUCCGAACCGGUGAUGUGUGCAUGGUAGAUGAGCUUGGCCGUUUUACCAUCAUCGACCGCCGCAAGAACCUUUUGAAACUCGCUCAAGGAGAAUAUGUGUCUCCUGAGCGGAUUGAAGGUAUCUAUCAAAACGCGUACCCGUAUAUAGCCCAAGCCUUCGCCCACGGCGACAGUAUUCAGACCCAUCUGGUUGGUAUCAUCGGCGUCCAACCAGACAUUUUCGCUACUUUUGCUGGCAAAGUCCUCAAUAAGACCUUCUCUCCGACGGAACUGGAUGCUCUUCGCGAGGCUGCAAAAGAUCAAAAGGUUGUUGAUGCAGUACAAAAAGAUCUCGAUCGCGCGGGUCAAAAAUAUAAACUCGCAGGAUUCGAAAGAGUGAAGAAUAUCGCGUUGAUGGUUGAGCCAUUUUCAAUUGACAAUGGCCUCUUGACUCCCACACUAAAACUCAAAAGACCUCAGACCGUUAAAGCGUAUCGGGAUAUCCUGGAUGAGCUCUACGCUACUGUCCCUAGCAACGGUGUCAACGAAAACGAUGUUCUUCGGUCUAAGUUGUAA
Molecule: messenger RNA, 2052 nt
Organism: Uncinocarpus reesii 1704
Lineage: Eukaryota; Fungi; Ascomycota; Eurotiomycetes; Onygenales; Onygenaceae
Exons: 5
Coding region: 1-2052 (683 amino acids)
Biological process (GO): long-chain fatty acid metabolic process
Cellular component (GO): membrane; endoplasmic reticulum
Molecular function (GO): long-chain fatty acid-CoA ligase activity
Source: RefSeq, a predicted model, not a curated record